AAGACGAGGAAGAGGAGGGGAAAACGAAAACCCUAGAUUCUUCCUUUGUUCAAUUCUCCCUUCGAUUGCGUCCUCUUCGAUCUCGUUUCCCCCAAUUUCGUAAAGAAGUGAAAAAGGGGAUUUGCGUGAUGCUGGACAGCAGCCAGAGCACGGUCUCCGAAAAUCCAACUUCGACGGCUAACAGUGUCACGGAAAAAUCGACCGAUGGGUCUCCUCCUAACAGAAAAUGCCAAGGGAAGGUCCCGAAGAAAAUACACAAAGCUGAGAGAGAGAAACUUAAACGCGACCAGUUAAAUGACCUCUUCCUUGAGCUGGGUAAUUUGCUAGAAUCGGACCGACAAAAUAGCGGAAAGGCAUCCAUAUUGGGCGACACUACUCGAAUAUUGCGCGAUCUCCUUUCUCAAGUGGAGUGUCUCAGAAAGGAAAAUGCUGCUCUACAGACCGAAUCUCGCUACGUAACUACAGAAAAGAACGAACUAAAAGACGAGAACACGGCACUCCAAACCCAAAUUACCGAACUACAAAACGAGCUUCAGGCAAGAAUGGGCUAUGAUCAUCCGGUAUGGACCAACCGCACAGAUUCUCUAAGCCGUCUCGCCACCCCUCACCCUGCAAUUUCGAUCCAACCGCCCCACCACCACAACCGCCAUCACCCCCAGCCACUGGCGCAGCCUCCGCCUGCCGUUAUCGGGCUGGUCUGCCCAACCCCGCCCCGAGAGCUCCAGCUCUUCCCGGUGUCGGAGCCAGCACGGGAGGAGGGCGAGGCGCCCUCCAACGUGAGGCGGCCGCAUGCGAGAUACCCAGCUUCAUUGGAUUCUUGGCCAGGGCAACUGCUUCAUACUAGCCUUGUAGUAACAAGAACACCAGAUGAGCAAUGUAGUAGUAGUGGCCUUACUCUCACAACCAACACUCUGGAAGAGAACCCUAGAUAACUGAUCUAAAAAGAAAACCCAGGCUUGUUGUCAUUCAUGUGAAUAGAGACCUGCCAUUUUGAGUUAUGUAAUUCGGUCUUCAUGCAGAUUGAGUUUCUAUUUUGUAUCUUCAGGUAUCUGAAUUCUUUUUGUUUCAUCGGUGAAAAUAAUAUUUGCUGAGAUUUUAAUCA
This is a messenger RNA of Ananas comosus (pineapple), 1102 nucleotides long. Its product is annotated as transcription factor bHLH47-like. The coding region runs from base 129 to 932 and encodes 267 amino acids. Lineage: Eukaryota; Viridiplantae; Streptophyta; Magnoliopsida; Poales; Bromeliaceae. Gene Ontology annotation, molecular function: protein dimerization activity. The transcript has 5 exons. The record is from RefSeq and is a predicted model, not a curated record.